This is a messenger RNA of Scophthalmus maximus (turbot), 2993 nucleotides long. Its product is annotated as protein shisa-like-2B. Bases 19 to 576 code for a protein of 185 amino acids. The transcript is spliced from 3 exons. The record is from RefSeq and is a predicted model, not a curated record. NCBI's taxonomy places the organism in Eukaryota, Metazoa, Chordata, Actinopteri, Pleuronectiformes, Scophthalmidae.
CGCGCCCUCCUGGAUGAGAUGAACUUGCAGCGGUGGGCAAUCUGCGUCCUGCGCUCCACGCGUGCUGAUAUGGGCUCGGACUGCGCAAGUUACCACAGCAAAGAGAACGUGUUCGUGGAGGGCUUCACGUGUCCGCGGGCGGACAGCGACACGGCGGCGCUGUACUGCUGCGGGUUCAGCGACCUGAAGUACUGCUGCGACGACUCCAACAGCUUCUUCCCCUACGAGUAUGGAUACAUGUGGUGGCUCAGCCUCGGAGCUCUGGUGGGUCUCUCUGUGGCAGCUUUGGUUCUGCUUGCCUUCAUCAUCGCCCUCUGCGUCCUCUGCUACCUGUUCAUCACCACCAAACCCAGGGGGCUGGACGACGGGCUGCCGCUUCGAGCACCAGGUGCCACAUCGAGUCCCCCGGGACCCGGACCGAGUCAUGCCAGCGCCCCUGCUGGCCCUCAAGGCUUCAGGAAACACUUCCUGAGGGGCAAGAUGGACUGUGACAACCAGCCCCCAGACCCCGACCGCCUUUUCCAGCGCUGUUUCAUGGCCACUGUGACGUCCAUCAACGUCGAGGGUCCCGCAUAGUCGCGUAGAAUAUUUCACCUUUCGACCCGUUGCUUUUUGCUUUGAUUCUUUCCCCUAUCCUCUCUCACCGAAUGUGGUCUGAAUGUAGAUUCGCACAUAAUCUCACGGAAGGAAUGGACAUUGCACUUACUGUAAGUCGCUUUGGACAAAAAGCGUCAGCUGAAUGAAUGUAAUGUGAUGUAACGUUUGAAAGUUCCUUGAGAAAGAAAUGUAGCAGAGGAGCAAAAUGUUUUCUGGGUUGCUUUACAUUUGUGAUUUAUUCUAUUUGUUAUUCAUGAAUAUAAGUGUUUGUGUAUUCUGAAGUCGCAGCAACACUAAAUUCUCAUUGAGAAAAAAAAUCACAAGCUUUUCAUUGGUUUUAGAUACAGUAGAUAUGAGUUGUAGUAAAUUUAUCAGAGGCAAUCUCUGUGAUUGUCAGCCCCUGUUGUUCCUUAAUGGGCCACUUGAACAACCAUUUCCGGGUUGUACUUAGUACUGCUCGACUGUUUCCGGCCCGUUUGGCUCUAUUAGCCGACGGGUCGGAAAUCCAUGAAAGCCGUUAAAUUUGGAUGACGCCGAACAAAGUGGGACACAGCAGUGAUCGGAGUACUUCUUCAUCUGUGUUGAAAAAUGUCCCGUUUCUUAAUGAAAAUGCGUACUGAAUGAAGUGUGGUGAGAAAACAGUAACGUUUUUUUGUUGACCCCGCGAGACAGUGAUUUGACCUGUCUGCCUGUGCCCACGUUUCUGAGGACAUUUAUCCUGACGGCCAGUAACUCUGCUCAUACACUGUGCUGGAGUGAGAGGGAGCUGAAUAAUGCAAACGAAAAACAACCACAAAGCUGAAUAUGUAUGCUGCAAAUGAGGAGCGUGCGUGGCUUACUGUAGAUGAAAGGUGUGGGUGUUUCAGUGUUGAAUGCAUUAUGUUGCGGUUUUGGAACUUGACCCCCAACCCUUGACUUAAAGUGAGAAUAUUUCUCUCUCUGCUUCAGUACAUAUACCGUAUUUUCCGCACUAUAAGGCGCACCGGAGUGUAAGCCGCAGCAGCUAAAUUUAAUGAUUUGCACAAAUCAUUAAAUUUAGCCGCACUGUAUAUAAGCCGCAGGGUCGAAAAAUGGGGAAAAAGGCGCGGCUUAUAGUCCGAAAAAUUACACUAUAUAUAUAUAUAUAUAUAUCUCCCAAACCCCCCAACCUUUUUGUGGAGGUCCAAAUUCUGGAGCUCCACUGGACGCAGCUAAAUCAUGUUCCCGCUGUGUCGUGCCUGUUUCAUUUCCGUUGUCCACAAAAGUGCAGUGGCGUCGUGCAGCGGCCCUCGCAUUUACAACACAGCGUAGAGCUCUGUUGCGAACAUUUUUAGCGAGACUCGUGGACCUCGGGAUGGCAGUGUCUGUCAGCCUGGUGGUCCACCACUUUAGUCCCGACAUCUCAACCGCUAUCUGAAAGAAGCUUGUCACAUUGGGGACUUUGGCGAUUAUCUGACCUCUGCUCUUGCGCCACCGUGAGGUCCACAUUGGUUGGUUUUGAGAGCGAAAUGUCCUGCUGGGGGAUGGAUUGCCAUGCAACGUAGUACACGCUCUCUCUCACACACACACACACACACACACACACACACACACACACAUCUGAAGUGCUAUCUGAAGUGGAAGAGAUUUUUAGAGGAGAAAUUGACUCAUUUUUCGAGAGUAAGUCACUAUAAAUGGCACACAUACACGCACACACAGAGAGAGAGAGAGAAGCUGCUUAAUAGAGCAGAAAAUGGAGCUGUGCAUGAGUGAGAUAAGUGAUGUCAGUCACACCAGCUGCAGUGUGGCGGCUUUCAAUGGAGCUUGAAUAUCUUUUUAUUUCUCUUUUAUUUUAUGAAGUGACAUUCUUUGCUCACACUUGACCUGGAGCUUUAUCUUAUGCAGACACAAAAAGAGGCCUGACGCUUUUGUGAAAAGUUGCUUCAAAUUGUAUUUCGAGUGCUGCAUGUGAAUCGAACGAGGCGAAUGGCACAAGCGUCACCACAGACGUGUUUUUCGUUCAUUCUGAUUCUGAUUCGCAAGUUCUGAGGGUUGAAGAAAUAUGACAAAGACUCGUAGAUCUGUCAGUGUUUGUGUUGGAACUGUUGGACGCAAAGCGAGAAGAGCCUCGUCGCACAUGCACGCGUCAAAUCCUGGGCGUCGUCGAGUGUGAAGGCCGAGGGACGGUCAGAGUCUUGGUCGCAUCGCGGCAGUUGUUGUCAGAGCGAAAAAAACUGUAGCUUCAUGUUGUCGCCAUGAACUCUCGCGCUGUGCAAAUGACUGCUCACCUCAGUAUGAAGAAUAUUCACUGUAUUGUUCCGCACAGAACUGAUGGCCUCAUUGAGACAUCAGGUUAUGUUGACUUGUACUUUGCGCGAGAUAUUUGGCAGCUCAAGUGCCUGUGACCUUAUUAAUGUGCAUUUUCCAAAGUUAUUAAA